AUGGAAGUUCCCACAGCAUUGUCGGAUCCUCCUGCGUAUCUCGCCCUAUCAAAAUUCAAUCGGCGACUCAAACGAUGUCCACGGACCAACCUCUCAGUGACGUUCUCGGAUAUAGGGGAUGAAAAUGGUAUACCUCUGCUUUACUUACUUCCGAGUGGGUGUAGCCGGUGGAUUGCAGCUCCUAUGGAUCCACUCUUGAAAGCGUAUGGGGUACGAAUGAUAGUGGUUGAUAGACCAGGGUGCGGAGGGACUAAUGAAGUCCCUUUAGGCGAAAGGAUCGAUCGAUCAUGUGAGAUGAUCGUGUCGGUUUUGGAGCAUUUGAAUAUAAAACCAACGAACAUACUAGCUUCUUCAGCCGGGAUAUAUUACGCUCUUACACUCCUGACCCGACAUCCAUCAGCAUUCUCAACGGGCCUUAACCCUCCUCCGAGGUUGUUCCUCAUCGCACCCUGGAGUCCAUUGUUGCCUGUUGAUCAUCCGGAUUACUGGCCUUUCAGAUGGGAUUGGAUACCUAGUCCGUUGAUUGCGACUCAGCAUCUGACUACUCCUCAUUUGAUCAAAGCCGCUACACAAGCUCAGAAAGCUUAUGAUACAGGCAUAAAAGUGUUCAACAACAGUAAAUCGAUAGCGCUAAAAUGGUUCAAGUCAAUAACUGAAGAUCCCAAUUCGCCAUCCUCGACAGCAACUACAACCUCAAGUCUGACUCCGACUCCGAUCUCUUCCACUACGAAUACCAGCACACCUUCAAAUGUAGGAACGAAUGAGAAUGGUGGUAAUGGUGAUAUCGCUAAAUCCGCCAGUGAUAUGUUGAAUAAUAUCAGAGGGUCAAACACAGCCAAGCCCUCGGUGGGCGAAGGUACGGAUAUACCUGAUCUUACGGAAACUACCCCUAUGGAGAAUGAAGAAGAAAAAGAUGAUGCAUCUCAGCCUAAGAGUAGGUUAUGGGGUAAAUGCGAAUGUUGUGUAGCUUGUCUGACCAGCUCAUAUAUGAGUGCGGAGAAUGGGCAAGGAAUAGGACAAGAGCACCUUAUAUGCCUAAAUAGAGGUUCAGAAGAUACAGGCUCCGAAUGGCUGAGACGCACCGUCAAAGAUCUAGCAGAUACAAUCGAAUUUGCACAGUUGGAGAAUACUCCUCUUGCCAAACCAAGUCAUCCGGACGACGAUCAGGAUGGAAAAGGUAGGAACAAGAGGAAAGUACCGUAUCCAAUAGAAAUUGACGUUUGGUGGGGAUGGUUGGAUGAUAUGGUAUUGAGGAAGGGACAAUUGUAUUUCAACAAGAUACUUGACGCUUAUCCCGAUACGAUAAAGCUGACGAUUCAUGAUGUCGAAGAUGGAGAUCAUACGGAUUUGUGA
Molecule: messenger RNA, 1353 nt
Organism: Kwoniella botswanensis
Lineage: Eukaryota; Fungi; Basidiomycota; Tremellomycetes; Tremellales; Cryptococcaceae
Exons: 8
Coding region: 1-1353 (450 amino acids)
Source: RefSeq, a predicted model, not a curated record